AUGUAUUUCUCCGCAGCUGUAUUGGCCUUCGCCACGUCGGCAUUCGCCCAGAACCAGACCGGCCCUUUCGCUCUGCACAUCACCGGCAAGACGGACAAGACGAUUGACGGCUACGGCGCCUCCUGCCACUCCGGCGCCGCCAUCGAGACCCUCUGCUACAGCGCCGGCGCCGCAAGCGCGUCAGCCAACCAAUACUACUACAACUACUCGUCCUACAGCCCAGACACAGGCGCCGUCUCCCAGCCGGGCCUCAUCACCUGGAACCUGCCGUUCACCAGCGGUGCAAACGGGUCCAGCGUCAGCUACGAGAGCCAGGCCCUCGAGCUGCAGGUCAACCUGGUCAGCAACGUGCUCCCGGCCAUGUUCGGCUUCGGCGACCCGACGUACUUCUCCUUCCACCCGGACAACGGCACGUUCUACGUCGGCAGCGCGGUCGACGACUCUAGUUUUAAUGAGACCGUCCCCGUGGAGCCGUACGUCGGUCCUAUUGAUAAUUUCUACCUGUGCUACCAGUACUUCGAGGGGUACUAUUAUCGUUCUGUCGGCUGGGCCCUUACUACCCCGCCCCACAACCCGUCGUGCGAGCCUGUUAACGUGGCUAUGGAGGUGGUCGCCUAA
Molecule: messenger RNA, 618 nt
Organism: Anthostomella pinea
Lineage: Eukaryota; Fungi; Ascomycota; Sordariomycetes; Xylariales; Xylariaceae
Source: the annotation of a GenBank genome assembly